Molecule: messenger RNA, 993 nt
Organism: Babesia bigemina
Lineage: Eukaryota; Apicomplexa; Aconoidasida; Piroplasmida; Babesiidae
Product: methionine aminopeptidase, putative
Exons: 3
Coding region: 1-993 (330 amino acids)
Biological process (GO): proteolysis
Molecular function (GO): metalloaminopeptidase activity
Source: RefSeq, a predicted model, not a curated record
AUGACUAUCUCCCGUGCCCUUUUCGGGCGAUCCUUCCUCUCCCCGAAGCUCAUCCUCGAGCGGACGCCGUUUGGAUCGUUGUUGUCAGCUUCUAAGAAAAAACAGUUCACCCCGACCCUACGUCAAGGAGCGUACCAGGUGCUGCCGCCACAGCCCAUUCCGGCGCAUAUCACACGCCCGCCGUACGCCGCUUCCCGCAACGAGAGCGAGUUACGUGCGUACUACUCCCAGCCCUGCGUACAUGCGGAGGUAAAGAAUGCUCAGCAGAUCGCGGCUAUGCGCGCAGCGGCACGCGUAGCUGCCGACUGCCUAAAGCGGUGCAUGGAUGCAACCGCUGAAGGCGCUACUGCGGAGGACAUUGAUCGCUUGGGGCAGGAAUUCAUCGUGUCGAGAGGCGCGUACCCGGCUGGCGUGGGCUUCCACGGGUUCCCGAAGGCGAUAUGCAUUUCGGUGAACGAGGUGGCCUGCCACGGCAUACCCGACACGCGUCCAUUCACGCGCGGCGACGUGGUAUCGUACGACUGCACGGUGUUCCACGACGGCGUGUUCGGAGACUGCGCCGCCACAGCCAUAGUGGGUGAGGCCACUGAGGCCGUCAACACGCUGGUACGCGUGGCCAAGGAGUGCGCAGACAAGGCAGUGGCUGCUGUUGCUCCCGGCGUCGAGUUCGCGCGGCUGGCCGAGAUCGUGACCUCGCAUGCUGCCGCCUUUGGAUUCGGCGUGGUGCGGGAGUUUGGCGGCCACUUCAUCGGCGAGCUCAUGCACAUGCCGCCGAUGGUGCAGUUCAAGCACCCCAGCUCAACGCCUGGGGUGAUGCAGGCGGGGCAGGUGUUCACCAUUGAGCCCAUCAUUUGCCAGGGCGACCCCGCCAUCUACACCUGGGACGACGGGUGGACCAUCGCCACUUGCGAUGCCGGCUUUUGCGCGCAGUUCGAACACACGGUCCUGGUCACGGACACCGGCUGCGAUGUGCUAACUCUGCCGCAGGGCUAA